This is a messenger RNA of Belonocnema kinseyi, 1153 nucleotides long. RefSeq names its product mitochondrial pyruvate carrier 1 (gene Mpc1). NCBI's taxonomy places the organism in Eukaryota, Metazoa, Arthropoda, Insecta, Hymenoptera, Cynipidae. Gene Ontology annotation, cellular component: mitochondrial inner membrane. The record is from RefSeq and is a predicted model, not a curated record. The coding region runs from base 600 to 917 and encodes 105 amino acids. The transcript is spliced from 4 exons. Gene Ontology annotation, biological process: pyruvate import into mitochondria.
GUAAAACAACGUAAUUUGAGGUUAGCAUCGAACAUUUUGCAUCCUUUCACUUUAAUGCUUAAAUUAACGUCAUUUUUUUGUAUCUUACAGAAAUAGAAUUAUGACUAGAUUAACUUGUUACAUAUUUUUAUUCUGAAAAUUAUGAAAAAUAUGAAUAAAUUAUGUUUAUUGCUGCACUUGCUGGGGUGAAAACAAACCAAACUUUUUUGAAACUAGUAGUAAGUCAAAAUAACGUACGUUUGAAAUAUGGCGGCGGGAAAAUUCAAAUUGAUCAAAUCAAAGAAAUCCUAACCCUCAUCCUAAAGGCCAAUUCGAUAUGCACUUACGAAAAAUAAUUGUUCUCCGCCUCGCAAAGUUUCAUGGAACAUGAACUUUUAUCAUGAAACCUUUCCAAGUUCACGUGAAAAUUUCAAUGUUUCAAUUAAAUAUUUCAUGACUUGGGCUAACAUCUUUAAUUUUCUUUCUUCAAUUACUGCCCAUGCGCAGCUAAAACAAAUCAAACGAAUGCACCAGACGACAUUCGAUGCGGUACUGUGCAUGUUGGAGGAUUUGUUUCGACUGAAUUUUUCAUCUAAUAAUCGAAAAAUACCACUGCCAAAAUGAAUCGAAUCCUACGAACGCUAAAGAGCAAAGAGACUCGGGAAUAUCUGAUGAGCACACAUUUCUGGGGACCACUUGCAAAUUGGGGUAUUCCAAUUGCAGCAAUAGCUGACAUUCAGAGGGACCCAAAAUACAUUAGUGGAAAAAUGACAUUAGCUCUGUGUUUAUACUCAGCUAUGUUCAUGCGAUUUGCACUAAAAGUACAACCACGAAAUUUACUUCUGUUCGGGUGUCACUUCGUUAAUGAAGGUGCACAAUUAACUCAAGGAUACAGAUUUCUCAGUCAUCAUUAUACCGCAGAAAAAGAAGAUAAGUAAAAUAGUUACACCCCACUGUCCAAAAAUCUGUAACUUUGUCAAAGCGUUCCAAUUUUAAUGAAAAUUUGUGAUAUAUGACUUUAUAAUACCUAUCUUUGUCCUAAAUGUUAAUUCUAUUAUUAUCAAACUACUGUAAAUAGAUCUUUUCGACUUUAUAAGUUGAAAUUGAUUUAUGAAAAUAUUAAAUAUUUAUUUCUGUUGGAGUAGACAAAUAAAUAUAUAAGACUGUUGAUCCG